Molecule: messenger RNA, 2360 nt
Organism: Salvelinus fontinalis (brook trout)
Lineage: Eukaryota; Metazoa; Chordata; Actinopteri; Salmoniformes; Salmonidae
Product: T-cell-specific surface glycoprotein CD28-like
Exons: 4
Coding region: 387-1085 (232 amino acids)
Biological process (GO): regulation of T cell proliferation; T cell receptor signaling pathway
Cellular component (GO): external side of plasma membrane
Source: RefSeq, a predicted model, not a curated record
AUAUCCCAUUUGAAGGGCAUCUAAAGUCACACACCGGUUGAGGGCAGAAACUUUGUGAAGUUCAGAGUGCACUGCCAACAGAGUGAGGAUGUUUUUUACUCAAGAGUCUGUGCAGUCAGUCACCCUGCUAGAUGUGCAGCAGAGAGAGUUGCUUACAGUCGACGAGGGCCAGAUUGUUGUUCACAGUGAAGUGACAGGGAAGGAUGUUAUGAGACGCACGCUACCAUCGUGUGACGAGCAUGUGUUGUUUAUUUAGGUAGAGCAGAGCAGUCACUGUCUCGUUCGGUUUGGCAUACAGUGUAUCAUUACAUUUACCCUGAUUGUUGUGCACUGCAAAGGGAUAGCAGGGGAGCUUCAGUUUCACGACAAAACUGAGAACUUUCAAGAUGAACGUUUACUGGAUACCCACGAUCCUCCUCUCCCUCUCCAGUGCUGCCAACGUGAUAAGCUCCCACUACUGUAACGACAAGCUCAGAACGUUCUAUGUGGUCCAUGUGUCUGUCAACGGCAUUGCAUCGGUCAGAUGCCCCAACCUGACAGGCAAGGACAAGGAGGAGAUGAGAUUCCACCUUUACCUGGGCUUGGUCGAGGUUGGCAACCACACUCACGACAGUGCUCACAACCACAACUCCACAGAGACCGUGAGUCCUGUUGGGAAGGGUCUGGGGCUGAGGGUGAACAAUCAGGACCAUACGGUCAGUUUUGUCCUCUCUGGAAUGACCACGGAGCGCGCUGGAGUCUAUACCUGUGAGGGGCACCCCAUGUACCCACCUCCCAUUGAGAAAGUACCAGACGAGCCUCAGACCUUGGUCCUGGUUGAAGCAUACCAGUGCCAGGCAGGAAAGACUGUGGGAUGUGUAGAACCUAGAGUGCAUGGUGUCCCUGUUUGGGCAUGGGUGCUGGGGUUCUGGGUCACCACCAUCUAUGGCCUGGUUGUCACGGUCAUCGCCUUUGUCAUCUGGCUCAGACUGAGGAGAGUGGAGUGUUCCCAGAGCGACUACAUGAACACCAAACCCAAAGCUCCACUCAGGGGACCCAGGAAGAAGCACGGGGUCCAGCAUCCAAUCCGAAUGGGACGAUACUGAUCAGUCAUCCUCAGAUCAGUCAUUCUCAGACAAAAGCUACACGAGAGUUGAGCCUUUAUUGGCCAUUGAGAGCUGACUGGAGAAACAGACCAAGUUCUUGAUGUAAAUACGAAAGCUAGCUCUUCAAAUGACGAGGUGUACAUCUAAAUUGUACAUCUGAUUGCGUGCAAAUAAAGAUUUGAGUUAUCUUAUAAAUGUUGAUCAAAUAAUUAUAGUCUGAUUUAAUAUGAUCUUCUGGGAAACUAUUGAGAAUGGAGUCUUAGUUGUGGGCAUUAUACUAUAUAAAACAAUAUCGCCUUGCAUACUGAUCGAACGCCCACGCCCACACACACGAAUGGGUUAAGCGUACAGACACAGGGAUAUCAUAUCUGAUUUGUAGUGGGUAAGUAGUGAAGAGGAAGACCCUAGCUCUGUGGUGAAUGGGUCUCACAGGAAACAGCGGUUUCCGAAUAUGAGGGGACUGAACCACAUUUUCACUCUCUGAGAGGCACUGAUUGUCAUGUACAGUUUAUGUAUCAAAAUAAGGGACUGCCUUACAUUGAAACUGGCACACGGAAUUACAAAUCCCUACUUGUCCUUUUAAUGGACUAAUUCUUUGUUACUGUACUUAAGUAGUUUUCUUUUUAUCUAAUCAAGCUGGUGCUUCAAAUCGAGCAUUCCCAAGCUACAGGCCUCUCUCAACUGUUUCAGUGUAUUGCAAUAUUUUAGUUUUAACCAUUGUUUACAGAUUUUUAUAGAACAACUUACAACUCGUCAUUUAACUCAGCCACAAGGAAAUGUUGAAAUACAAAAAAACUGCUGUAAUGACUAAAACAAAAAAAACCACACCUAGCAUAAUUUCCUGUCUGCUGUUUCCUUGGAGGCUUGUGUUUUGUGCCAUUGUGCACGAGAGUAUGCAUAAGAGGGACUGCACCUUGAUGUUGUGCACCUUGCAGUUUCUAUGUAGUUAGGGCAAACGCAUUAAACCAGCAGACUAUGAGGGCUGUACAGGUUUCAUGUCACAAUGAAACAGUAGCUACAUCCCAAAUGGAAACCUUUUCUCUUUAUAGUGCACUACUUUUACAUUAUACAUUACCUAUACUGUAUGUAUUCCUGCAUUCGUGAAGGAUUCAGACCCCUUGACUUUUUCCAAAUGUUGGUACAUUACAGCCUUAUUCUAAAAUUGAUUAAAUUGUUUUUUUCUCCUCAUCAAUCUACACCACAAUACCUUGUACCUGAGUUUAGACAUUUUUGCAAAUGUAUAAAAAAAUAAACUGAAAAUCAAAUCAAAUCCAA